CCGCCACCCAUUCAUGCGUCAUCCGGACUAGAGUCGCCCUCUGAACGGAGAGCCCAGACGAAACGAAGAGGACCAUGAGUAUAUUCCAACCCAACUUCCGUUUCACACAGCACCGCUCGCCCGCAGUCCAAAUCAGGAAUCAAAGAUUACAGUUCCGAUACCGGACCAAAUCCUGCUUCUAGAAGAGAUGAUUGACUGCCGAACGAACGCAUCGAAGAUACACAGAAGUGAGUCCUCACAUGAGGCGAUGAUGUUCUGGGGGAAUGACUGGAUGGAUGAAUGAAGCAUACAGAGUUCUCGGCGGGGACGCCCUCGGCGACCAUCAAAGACCGCUGCAGCCAAAGGCGAACAGCGGGUCGGUCGUCCGAGAAGCCGCAGCGACGACUCGAGUUGACUUUAUUGGUGGGCAACUCACAUUGACAGUGUUCCAAUCCAACAUUCCUUUUAAGUGCAGGGUCCUCCCACCCGUUUCCUCGUCUCGCCCUCUUACGAAUCGUGUGUCACAUUGCGUGUCUCAAUAUCUCUGAAGCUCCUGCUCCCACUGCAGCGAGCUCCUCGUUGAUCUCGUCGGAGCUUACAGACCGUAGCCAUGUCUCAGACCAUCUCUCACACUGAAGUGCUCCAGGUCCGCGCGGACGAACUAUGGGAGGCCGUCAAGCAGGCGGACACGCUCAUGCGCGCCAACAUGCCUGAGUUCUUCGCAAAAUCGGAGUAUGUGCAGGGCAAUGGCGAGCCUGGCAGCAUCCGUGUGAUCAUCCUGGGUUCAGCCAUCCCUCACGUGGGGCAAAUCAAGGAACGCGUGGACAAGUUCGACGACGCCACCAUGACGAUGGCCGCCACCGUCCUGGAGGGCGAUCCCCGCUACAGCUCCUUCAGUGAGCAGGUGCAGCUCGUCCCCAAGGGCGACACCACCGAAGCGACCUGGACUGCCAAGUACGAGCCGGUCGGCGACAUGGGCCCUCCCGAAGAGAAGAAGGCCCUCUCAGCCCUGAUGCUCAAAACCCUUGAGCGCGCCGUGCUCGACAAGAAAACCCUGACGCAUGUCCAGACGCUGGAUGUAAGUCCCGAAGACAUCUGGAAAGCUUGUGAGAGAGUGGACGACAUUCUCGCCAAGGCCAUGCCCCAAUUCUUCGAGACCGUCACGCUGCUGAACGGUCACGGCGAGCCUGGCAGCGUCCGCGUUGUGAAGAUGGGACCUGCUGUCCCCCACGCUGGAGAAGUCACCGAGCGCAUGGACUUGUUCGACAAGGAAACCCGCAAGCUCGGCUACACAGUGCUCAAGGGCGAUCCCCGGUACUGGUGCUUCAAAGCCACGAUGCAGUUCAACGAAGGGCCCACCAAGGGUACCACCGAGGGCCUCUGGAUGGCGUCCUACGGCCCCCUGGGCAACAUGGGCCCUCCGGAGCACAUCUGGGGCAUAGUGCAGCUGGUGUGGAAGGCCCUUGCCGGCGACGUGAAGGAGCACCCGGAGCUCUACGCAUAAGCUUACAGACAGCACGAGCGCGGAUACAACAGUAAUUGUCAAUCGAUCGUCGCAUCGUGCAGACCGAAUCACAUGUUCUGGCUAAGAAGCAAGUAUCUGCGCAUUCGGUGGUGGUGAUCGACAGGAGUAGCGUUUUGUUAGCCGGACCUGGAUGUCCUCCGGGGCUUUUCUAUUUUUUUAUUUUUUUAUUUUUUUUUGUAAGGUGCCGAUGUAAUGUAAAAACUUUCUAUUGUUGAUUAUCGAUGGAGACUUGUGCGUGAGGUGUGAGCGGGUUUCCAAUGCA
Physcomitrium patens is the source of this 1766-nucleotide messenger RNA. RefSeq lists its product as uncharacterized. Gene Ontology annotation, cellular component: nucleus; cytoplasm. NCBI's taxonomy places the organism in Eukaryota, Viridiplantae, Streptophyta, Bryopsida, Funariales, Funariaceae. Gene Ontology annotation, biological process: defense response; abscisic acid-activated signaling pathway. The record is from RefSeq and is a predicted model, not a curated record. Gene Ontology annotation, molecular function: protein phosphatase inhibitor activity; abscisic acid binding; signaling receptor activity.